Messenger RNA from Cryptomeria japonica (Japanese cedar), 1836 nucleotides. Its product is annotated as bidirectional sugar transporter SWEET1. The record is from RefSeq and is a predicted model, not a curated record. Gene Ontology annotation, biological process: carbohydrate transport. NCBI's taxonomy places the organism in Eukaryota, Viridiplantae, Streptophyta, Pinopsida, Cupressales, Cupressaceae. The transcript is spliced from 7 exons. The coding region runs from base 740 to 1507 and encodes 255 amino acids. Gene Ontology annotation, molecular function: sugar transmembrane transporter activity. Gene Ontology annotation, cellular component: membrane.
UAUGAACGUGCCAAGCUUCAUAACAAGUGGCCAGGUCUCUUAAAUGCAUAUGCAGUAAUGAGCACCACUUUCAUUUAAGACCCUUGGAAGCAUUUUGUCAGAACAUUUGUUUUCUCUUUGAUAUUUUAUCUGCAACACUACCAUUAAAGAAAGUAGUUUUGGAAGUAUCAAGCCUAACAAUUUUCAGAACUACUACAAUUUGCCCAUUCCUCAGAAGAGAUUAUCAUCAUAUCCACUCCAUCUAAUUAUAGAUAAGAAUGUUUGGGUUUAAGUUGAAUAUCUAAGACAAGUCCCCAAAAAUAGUUCAGAUCUUUUUUAUUUAUCCCAAGUCUCUGUGAUCUCAAUCAGAUUGUCUGUUGUAACCUGUUUAAAACCAGCUGUCUGCUGAGGGGAGUUAUUGUUGAUGCCCAUCGUCAGCAAUUGUGAUAUAAAUAUAAAUCUUUUGUGAGUGGCAGAGAUUCAUUAAAAGACUACCUCUUGUUGGGAAGCGGGAUACAGAGGAUAUUGAAUGUAGCAAUUGCGGAGAGUCGAACACCAGACGUGGGAGUUUUCUGCUGUGACAGAUGCGUAUGUAAUGUAUUAGUUACGUGGGUUGCCCGUAUAUAAGGGUGUAAAUAGAUGCUUGCUUCUACGGUGUCGAUUUGAAAGGUCACAAGCAUUUAUUUCAUCCUUGUUUACUUCAAGGAGCUUUACUCUGCCAUAUUUCCGAGAAGUGAAGCCACGGUUUGGAGGGAUCAGUAUGGAGGUUCUUCAUUUUGUGUUUGGUAUCUUUGGGAAUGUGACUGCUCUGUUUCUGUUUCUGUCACCCAUAAUCACAUUCAGGAGAAUAAUCAAGGCCAAAUCAACACAGGAGUUCUCUGGUGUGCCCUAUGUUUCUACAUUGAUGAACUGUCUUCUUUCUGCAUGGUAUGGGCUUCCUUUUGUAUCGCCUCACAACCUUCUGGUGAGCACCAUCAAUGGCACAGGGGCAGUCAUCGAGAUAGUUUAUGUCCUACUGUUUCUUAUUUAUGCUGAAAAGAAGACCAAGAUCAAAAUCUUUGCUUUCUUCAUGGUGGUGAUUGUGGUCUUCUCAGGAAUAGCACUGGUUUCUAUAUUAGCACUUGAAGGGCAUAGUAGAAUGUUUUUUUGUGGGAUUGCUGCCACCAUAUUUUCUAUUUGCAUGUAUGCAUCCCCCUUAUCCAUAAUGAGACUGGUAAUCAAGACAAAGAGUGUGGAAUACAUGCCAUUCUUUCUUUCUCUCUUUGUUUUUCUCUGUGGGACAUCAUGGUUCAUCUAUGGCCUCCUAGGCCAUGACCCAUUUGUUGCUAUUCCAAAUGGGUUUGGAUGUGGUCUUGGAGCACUGCAAUUGAUCCUAUAUGUUGUGUACAAAGAUUGGGGAGGUAAAAAGUCUUGUGAUCAAGUUGAGGCCAUGGAAAUGGGAUAUGCCAAUGGCAACGCCAAAGUAGGGAAGGCCAAUGUUAACAAAAAUUCUGCCCAUGUUGAAGGCAAUACACAUUCACAUUCAUAAUCAAACAAUCUCCAUUGAAUGUAAUAACAAACUCUCGUGUGGUUCUGUUAAUAAAAAAAUCAAAGAGCACCACAACUUAAAGAGAGCAUAAAGCAAGUAACAUAGAGAUGGAUUCAAUAAUGGCCAUGAUUUUGUUUACUCUGUCUGGCUAUCUAGAAACAACUUAAUAUGUUGUGAACUUGGCAGACAAUUGUAUUGGGUCAGAAGUUUCUUGUACGUUUGGCUUCUUGGAAAUAGUCCAAGAUUAUGUCACUUUGUAAAAAUCCUUUUGGAUAACCAGAUUUUUGCUUCCUGAAAUCUUUAUCCUGUUAUCAUUUACGGGUUUUGAA